AUGUCAUCCUCAGAAUUAAAAAGUGUCUUUCAAGAUAGAAUUGAUCUUUACAAAGCAUUAGAAAUUGAUUUGGUUGGAAAUAGACGACAACCAAAUGAAAUCACCUUGACAGAAAUCAGGAAAGAAUAUAGACGAUUAGCCUUAAAGUAUCAUCCUGAUAAGAACAUUUCGAACGUUGACAUUGAUAGCAUUUUCCAUGAUAUAUCACUAGCAAACCAAAUUCUGUGUGAUAGUUCAUUAAGAGAACAGUAUGACAAAUGGUAUAUAAUUCAUUUAUAUAAAGGUCAUGAUGCCAAAAGACAAAAUUUUAUAGAGAAGUUGGAGGAAUCAGAAUCAAAACAUAGUCUUAAGGGGAAACCACAUUAUCGUCAUGAUACAAACGAUAUAUCACAGAUUCAAGACUAUGGAAGGACUUUAAGAAAGAUGAAACAUUUUAAAUUACCUUAUGGUAAUUGGAAAGACUUGGAGAUAAACAACAAACGCAACAAUUAUCCAGAUUCUUCGACAUUAAGAGUAGAAUUAGUUAAUAAACUGCCUUUCAGACAACCUGAUGAAUCCAAUUUAAUCAGGUUUUUUAACGAGAAACUUUUUAGCAGUAAUAGUAAUCAUAAAAUCAUUGAUCUAUACUACUCUUCAAGAAAUAAUUACGAACAAGAUGAAAAAAUAAUAGCAUAUGUCAUUCUAGAGACACCAUCACAAGCACAAGCACUAUUUAAACAAUUCUACAAUAACAAUUCAACUUGGAAUGAUUCUAUAAUCUCUGACAUUUCACCAAGAAUUCCAAUACAUUAUUACUCAAAUUUUAACCAAAAAAAUGAUUUGAACCAAAAUUUAAAAGAUCUGAUACAUUCAAAUACAAUCAACCUUGACUGA
Messenger RNA from Vanderwaltozyma polyspora DSM 70294, 873 nucleotides. RefSeq names its product U2-type spliceosomal complex subunit CWC23 (gene CWC23). Gene Ontology annotation, biological process: spliceosomal complex disassembly. The record is from RefSeq and is a predicted model, not a curated record. Gene Ontology annotation, cellular component: spliceosomal complex. Lineage: Eukaryota; Fungi; Ascomycota; Saccharomycetes; Saccharomycetales; Saccharomycetaceae. The coding region runs from base 1 to 873 and encodes 290 amino acids. The transcript has a single exon.